Platichthys flesus (European flounder) is the source of this 4479-nucleotide messenger RNA. Its product is annotated as carbohydrate sulfotransferase 12-like. Lineage: Eukaryota; Metazoa; Chordata; Actinopteri; Pleuronectiformes; Pleuronectidae. The record is from RefSeq and is a predicted model, not a curated record. The transcript has 5 exons. Gene Ontology annotation, molecular function: sulfotransferase activity. Gene Ontology annotation, cellular component: membrane. Gene Ontology annotation, biological process: proteoglycan biosynthetic process; carbohydrate biosynthetic process. The coding region runs from base 284 to 1534 and encodes 416 amino acids.
AACAAAAAAAAACGGGCUGUGAUCACAUCUCCGAUUCACACUCAGCUGACGCGGCGCUGGAGGAACGAGGGCGCUGCAGCCAUGGAGCAGAGGUGAGUGUGAGUCCACUCCUGCCGUGCACCAGCAUCAUGAGAAGCCCGAUCCCACCGCACGCUCUGCCACAGCGGCUGUUUGUUUAUCGCCGUGGUGAGAGGCAGCUUCUGGACCGUGACUCUGUUGCCAUGGUGACCCCAUAAAGAAAAACAAAAAUAAUCCAGGUGACUAUUUUCAAGCAUCAGUCGCCAUGGGAACGUCCAGGAUGUUCCGCAUCUUCGUGGUCCUGGGCUCGGCCUUCAUGGUCCUCCUCAUCAUCAUCUACUGGGACGACGUGGGGGCGUCUCAUCUGUACCUGCACACCCCCGUGUCCCCGGGCCCCAGGAUCCCCCACCCCCCUCCUCCCAAGACGCGGCCCCCGACGUCCCGAGCGCCGUCCUUCCUCAACGACAUCGACGCCUUCGUCAACCAGUUCCUGGAGCCGGGGACCGGUGAGCCCACGGACCCCGCCCCCGUCGACACAGGCAACCAAUCGGAGAAGGCGGAAGAGCGAUACGUACCGAGACGAGAGGGGAAGAUUCACCUGACGCCGGUGGCAGCGGAGCUCCGGGAGAGACAGGAGCAUCGGCGGAAGUUGUUGCAGGAGAUGUGCGCUAACGACAGCAUCGUGUUCCCCGGCAAAAACCGCUCGUUUGACGACAUCCCCAACAAGGAGCUGGAUCACCUCAUCGUGGACGACAGGCACGGCAUCAUCUACUGCUACGUCCCCAAGGUGGCGUGCAGCAACUGGAAGCGGAUCAUGAUCAUCCUCAGUGAGAGCCUGCUGAGAGACGGAGUCCCCCAGAGAGACCCUCUGGCCAUCCCCCGGGACCUGGUGCACAACAGCAGCAUGCACUUCACCUUCAACAAGUUCUGGAAGCGCUAUGGGAAGUUCGCAAGACACCUCAUGAAGGUGAAGCUGAAGAAGUACACAAAGUUCCUCUUUGUGCGGGAUCCCUUCGUGCGCCUCAUCUCCGCCUACCGGAAUAAAUUUGAGCUGCGCAACGAGGACUUUUAUCGCCGCUUCGCGCAGGUCAUGCUCCGCCGCUACGCCAACCAGCCGACACCGCCUGCCACUGUGGAUGAGGCGUUCUCAGUGGGCCUCCACCCGUCCUUCUCCCACUUCAUCCAGUACCUCCUUGACCCUCAGACCGAGAAGGAGAUGCCCUUUAAUGAGCACUGGCGGCAGGUGUACCGGCUUUGCCACCCGUGCCAGAUUCAGUAUGACUUUGUUGGCCACUUGGAGUCGGCAGAGGAGGACGCUGAGCACCUACUCCGCCAGCUGCGCGUGGACAACGUGGUGGAGUUCCCCACCUCCCACAGGAACCUCACAGCCAGCAGCUGGGAGGGCGACUGGUUCAACGCGGUGCCUCUGGAGGCGCGGAGAGAACUCUACAAGCUGUACGAACCCGACUUCAGGCUCUUUGGCUACGAGAGACCAGACUCGCUCCUCAAUGAGUGACUCCGGUUUCUACUCCAACGUGUUUUUUAUGUGAUGAAGUGAGUGACACCUCUGAUCUCCAGUCUUGUCUGUUGUACACUGAAUGUCCACAUCAUUAGGGACACCCACUUCUCUAAGAAAAGCACAGUAAUGAAGUGAAGCCUGGUUACAGCCAUCAUCCAUCAUUCUUUACCUUUUUGAAAUCACAAAGAUAAAGAGAAGCACACAGGUUCGAGUGCAAGCAGCAGGUGUCCCUAACAUUAUGCACAUUUAUGUCCUUAACUCAGAACUCCGCACCGAGCGUGUUGCACGCUCAACGUUGAUGUCAUACCGCGCCUGCGAUUCGCGGCUUUGUAGCAGAACGUGGCAGAGACCUCGCCGAAGUGAUGUCACCGAGCGUCACGUCAUCGAAACCCUUUUGGUUUGCGACGUCACUGCAGACGCGAUGGUUUUGUCACUAGAUUGGUUUUAUUAUGUAGUUGAACUAGAGCGUAAGUCGUCAGCUAAUUUAUUUCACGUCGUGCAAGGGAAUGUUUAUAUUGAGCAUGAGAGGGAUUUUAAUGUUAAAUACUAUUGAAUGCUGUCGGCAUCAGAAACAGGUGGAAAUGUUUCAUACCUCAUUCACAGAUUGAAAAGAUGUUCACGCCUCCACCUCAAAACACGAAGCCUCCUGCUUUUUCAGCCCAAGGCUCAUUAGCAUGAAGAAACCCAUGGAAUCAUGUGUGUGACCGGGAUCAUUUCUGACAGUAUUUCCGCCGCUUGCUUCCUGUGGCACAUUCCGGGCAGGUUGUAACGCCGCUGCCUCGGCAUGGAGAAGCACAGCAGCUCCGGCGAACACUGGACUGAGAAGCUGGAUUUGUCUCAGCUUGUCUUUGAGACGUAAAGCUGGAGUUUCCACAUUCUUUUGAUUUCCUCUCAGCUGUUCAUCCACAGACCAUUUUUUCCUAAAGGGAACGUUUGUCUUUCAUUGCAUGUUGUUGUCGUCGUCUUUGUGUUUUCAUGCACAAACUGCAGUUGUUAACGCUGAUCUUUACCAGAGACCCCUGGAGACUGCAGCCCCUCCACACCCUGACUAUGAUCAAUGUUUGUAAGGGCAGCAUUUUAAAGACGCAGUGUUUUGUAGCAAGGAGAUGAACUAAUUACACAAAACAGACAGAGUUAUUGAGCAGGUACAAUGCUAAGCUAAUGCGUUGUUGUGAGCAUACGUCACCCUCCACAGGUCGGGGUUUGUGUUCAGUAUUUUAAAUCCGAUUGUAAAGUCGGUGCAAGUUGAGGCUAACGUCAGUGUUAAUGUCUGAGUAUUUAAAGGUUUAAAGUAAUUACAGUAUUUUUCACCCUAUGUUUAUGAACGUGGGCGUGUCAAUGCAUUGUACUUACAAAAACAUUUGGAACUACUCCAGUAGAUUGUCUCAGGGGCUACAAUGUUAUCUUAUGGGGCAACUGCGACAGUCUGAAAUAGGCUCAAUCCGCCAAUAUGUUAAAAACUCAACAAGAAAUCUUAGAUCACUCUACAGCAAGGACAUUCGUAUUCUGUAGCCACAGGGUCACAGCAUCCACAGGAGCACCACCAGUUUCCAGAGCUUUGCAACCCUUCCUUCUCAACUAUAUCGGAAGAACAUUAAGCAAUGUUCCCGACUCUUGCAACAAGCUAAGAGAAGUGAAAGUGAGACUUCCCGUUGAGCAAGACAUCUACAAAUUUGCCAAACUCUUAGCAAAGACCUAGAAUAACAAAUUAGAUUCUUUUAUAGCUGGAAAAAAAAUCACUUUUAGUCGACAUUUUGAGGAACUGUCGCAGUUGCCCCAUAAGAUUACAUUUUAGCCACAGAACGGACAGGACCAAUGCAUUUACACACACACAUUUAUAAACAUAGGGCCCUAGGUUGAAAACUCAAGUAAAGGUUUGCUCAUGGUUGGAGUCGGGUUAAAUCCCAUCACGAUAAGGACAAGGACCGGAUCAUAUGAUUCAUAUGAAGAGAUGGAUGAGAAGAAAGUGCCUUUGGUUGCAUACGUUUACACAGCAAAAAAAGUAUUUUUGUAGAAGGACUUAAUUUUUACACGAUACAGUGGGAAGCUGUAUGAGGUCCAUUUAAAGUACUGGGCCUUGUUUAUGACGUGUGAUUAUAGGAAGUAGCGGAGACCUUCAGCCGAUUUGCCUGAAUCCUCUUUUCAGUGGUCGUGUCCGGUGGAUUGUGUAAUUUACGACACUCUUGUGGUGUGUACUUCACCGGAUGUCCUGGCCAUAGUUUGUGCCAUGUUGUUCUGCAAGUCACUGAGAUGUCCCAUGUUCGCGCGGUGUCGUCUCACUGCCUUUCGGUUUACUUCUUUUCUAUGAGUGUGAGAUGUUGUGUCAGAGGGGAAUUCAAUCAAACCUUAUUAAACGUCAGUGUCUGUUUUCCCCUAGAAGCAUAACAAAAUAGGAAAACACACCUUUUUAUCCCGCACUCACCUUACCAGUGUUUGGAUCGCCAAGUUAAUUGUAUUUUCAUAUCACUUUUGUAUUUUUGUUAUGUUCUUUUAUUGUAUUUUCUUAUGUGACUGUCAAUAUGUUUUUCUCUGCUGUGCAAACGACAAGACUAUAAAAUGGAAUGAUUUUGUAAGUCAAACCCCCCCCCCCCCGCUGUUUAUUUAUUAACAGAAUAAAACCUAUGAAUACAUUGUGCUUUUGUAACGAGGGAAUCAAUCAUCAAGGGCUUUUUGUUCAGCUCAGAGUUUGAUGGCCACAACAUUACAGCUCUGAACAGAUGAAAUGUUUGUUGAAGCUGCAGAACCAAACCCUGUCCUACAUUUUGACCUCAUUCCACAUCCUAACAUCAAAUAGUGGCACACAGCGAUGUCUGUUUUUGUAAAACACGCAUUGUUCCUCCUCCCGUUCACGGGAAAAUGCAAAUUCAAAGUUUCAUCUGUAUCAUGAUGCCAUUCAUCGCCUGGUCUACAUACUACAGAAAUAAAAGGUGGUGGGGCAUGAA